Molecule: messenger RNA, 1564 nt
Organism: Melanaphis sacchari
Lineage: Eukaryota; Metazoa; Arthropoda; Insecta; Hemiptera; Aphididae
Product: lipoma-preferred partner homolog
Exons: 9
Coding region: 211-1398 (395 amino acids)
Biological process (GO): cell-cell adhesion
Cellular component (GO): focal adhesion; stress fiber
Source: RefSeq, a predicted model, not a curated record
UAUUCAUUAAUCAUUAUUCAUUAUAAACCGUAAUCUUGCAUCAAUAGUCAAUACAUUAAUACAUUAUUCAAUUGUUCCAAGCUAAUAAACUACAUUCGAAUAAUUAUUAUUUGCAAUCAAUCGAACUAUCAACGAAUAAAAAGCAAAAUAUUUAGAAACAAGGGACCGUGAACAAGAUAUUUUCCCAGUAUAAACCUUAGAUUUAGAAAUAUGUACAAGAAAUCGCCUAGUCCAUUAUAUGCCAAUGUUUCUGGAGUAAAGUAUAAAAGUGAAGAAUUGACUACUCAGAAUGAACCCACUUACUACAAUACAGUGACUAAUAAAAUGCCACAACCUUCCCAGGGGAUUUACAGCAAUGUAAACUACCAUGCAAAAUCCAACAACAUAUAUUCUAACAUUGCUGAAACAGGCAAACCAACUUAUAAAAAUACUCAAUAUCCAUUAUAUGACAAUUUAAAACCAUUAGUAGGUAAAGAUAACGUACAUUGUCCUCCAUCUCCAGUAAGUUCUAGUUACUCUGAACUUCAAAAAGCAGUUAGUUACGAAGAUGAUGCAAAAGAUUUUGAUAACUCUUCUUCACAAGCAUCAAAAAUGUAUGAAUCAAUCUAUGAGCCUAUUAAUGCUGUUCGUCCACCUAGUGAGUUAUCAUCUACAUAUUCAAUGAGCAGUCUUUCGCAGUCCAUUACUACUCGUGAACAUGAAACUGAAGUUGAUUCCCUAACUGAUCUCCUUGUAAAUUCAAUGUCAGUCAAUGACGGGAAAAAAAGCUUAGAUAGUAAUGCAAGUUCUUUAGAUUGGAAUUGUACUAAAUGCAAUGAAAAAGUAAUGGAAGAAGGUCUUGGAUGCACAGCGAUGGGUAAUAUUUAUCAUAUAAAAUGUUUUACCUGUACCCAUUGCGGAGAUCAAUUAGAAGGAAAACCAUUUUAUCACAUUGAUAACAAGCCAUACUGUGAAGAGGGCUAUUUGGAUACACUGGAAAAAUGUUCUGUUUGUCAAAUACCCAUUUUGGAUAGAAUACUAAGAGCAACAGGACGGCCAUAUCAUCCACAUUGUUUUCGAUGUAUUGUAUGCUCUACAUUAUUAGAUGGUAUACCCUUCACUAUUGAUGCAGCCAAUCAAAUAUAUUGUAUUGAUGAUUUUCACAAGAAAUUUGCUCCAAAAUGCAGUGUAUGCCAAUUUCCUAUUAUGCCAGAAGUUGGUCAAGACGAAACUGUAAGAUUUGUAGCAUUGGACCGAAGUUUCCAUGUACAAUGCUAUAGAUGUGAAGAUUGUGAUACUUUAUUAGGAUCAGAAGCUGAAGGUAGAGGAUGUUAUCCAUUAGAUGACCAUGUAUUGUGUAAAAGUUGUAAUGCUAAAAGAGUUCAAGCAUUAACAUCUACCAUGAUUACUGAGCUUUAAAUAACACUAUAUCCAAGCUUCACAAAAUAUUCCUAAUUUGAACUCAGCAAUUAAAUGUUUGAAAUUAACUACUUAAGUUUAUUAUUGAACACUAUUUACGAGUCAAAUUAUAGCUAUUUAAACAUCAAAACCAUCUUAUUUAUCCAUUAUAUUUAAAUAUAUCUAU